AUGCGUCCUGCCACUGUCCUCCUCCCCGCGGCCCUCGCUGCCAGCAGCGCCGCCGCCCAGGGCGUCCGCAUCCUCCAGACCAACGACGACGGCUGGGCCGAGUCGUACCUGCGCGAGAUGCACUCGUCGCUCCUGGCCGCCGGCCACGACGCCCUCGUCUCGGGCCCGGCCGAGAACCAGUCCGGCACCUCGUCCCGCGACGCCGAGCCGGAGCCCCGCACGGAGCCGUGCCAGUUCGACAGCUGCGCCGCCAACAGCGGGCCCGUCGGCUCCAACGCCACCGACCCCAGGCUCAACUGGGUCAACUCGUUCCCCGUCACCUCGCUCAAGUUCGGCUUCGACACUUUUGCCCCCCAGGUCUGGGGUCCCGGUGCGGUACCAGACCUCGUCGUCACGGGGCCCAAUAUCGGCUCCAACCUCUGGCUCCAGGUGCCCUUCUCGGGCACCAUCGGCGCCGCCGCCGAGUCCGUCAAGAACCACGGCGUCCCGGCCCUGGCCUUCUCGGGCCUCACCGCGACCCACAACCGCUGGGACGUCAGCCCGGUGCCCCUGGAGAGCACGCUCUACGCCCAGCUCGCGACAAAGCUCACCAACGCCGUCAUCGCCUCGGGAACCCCCUACCUGCCCGAGGGUGUCUUCCUCUCCACCAACUUCCCCAAGGUGUCGUCCUCGCGGUGCAGCAAGGUCGACGACUUCAAGUUCGUCCUCACCCGCAUCAACCCGUUUGGCUUCUCCGGCCCGGACGCGCCCCACUGCGGAGGCGACACCAGCCUGCCCACCGAGACCGAGGUCGUCCUCAACCCCACGGGCUGCUUCGUCUCCGUCAGCGUCGCCGACGCCAGCGACAAGACCACCGCCCCCGCGGACAAGCAGGCCGUCGUGAUUGAGAAGCUCGGCGACUUCUUCACUUGCAUGUAA
Molecule: messenger RNA, 918 nt
Organism: Microdochium trichocladiopsis
Lineage: Eukaryota; Fungi; Ascomycota; Sordariomycetes; Xylariales; Microdochiaceae
Product: 5'/3'-nucleotidase sure family protein
Exons: 1
Coding region: 1-918 (305 amino acids)
Molecular function (GO): nucleotidase activity
Source: RefSeq, a predicted model, not a curated record